This is a messenger RNA of Pseudomassariella vexata, 1067 nucleotides long. RefSeq lists its product as uncharacterized. Bases 162 to 833 code for a protein of 223 amino acids. Lineage: Eukaryota; Fungi; Ascomycota; Sordariomycetes; Amphisphaeriales; Pseudomassariaceae. The record is from RefSeq and is a predicted model, not a curated record. The transcript has a single exon.
CGGACUACACAAAGCCGCGAAACAGCUACAACGGUUUCAACCAGGGAUCUGUAUCAGCACUUCGGUGGCAGUCGAUUAGUGAACAUCACGACAGCCAGUUGGAGAGUGAGGGAAGCUGGCGACAUUGUGGUGAUAGGCAACGGCGGUCAUUGAGUUAUGAGAUGGAGGAAAUGGCGGAACCACGCAGAUCCUCGACGAGUUUAAAUAACUCCAAGAAGCGGUCGACAUUUACACCCACUCAGACGCUGCCCCGGCAUAAGUCUCAAAGACGUUCGGGAUCCGGACAAGACAAUUUGGGUCUUCCGGAUCUAUUCUCGGUAACUGAUAUGCAAGGACACAGAAGCCUGCCUCGCGGCAAAAUUGAGAGACAAACAACCGUGUCAACCGACCAUUCAAACCUGAGGCGCAGUCAAACUUACAAGUCCAAGUCUAACGGACCCAAUAUCGUCGACAUGGGGAAAAACAGAGCCUCCAGAGACAAGCCCAGGACUAAGUCAGGAAAACUCAGCACAUCAAGACAACCGGCCAAGCCACGUGGCAACUCAAAACUCAUCCUCAAAAAACGAUCCCUAUCCGAGCUCUCUGACAUCACCGAGCGGGAUGAAAGGUCUCGACCGACGUCCUCAUGUGCCCAAACCAGACUUCCACGCGCACACGAUACUCCUUCCAGUACCGGGUCAGCCCACGAAGUCGCAAGGACGGAAAGCUCCCGCAGUUCAAAGCAAUCCAUCUCGGACCCUUGGAUUCCAGAUCCAGAAAUCAAACCUCGCCGUCGGAGUUUUUCGGAAGUUCUGAGGAAUAUCAAGGGGGUGUUUCGCAGGGGCGCUGUGUAGAGAUGGGUUGUGAAUGAGGCGUAGUGGAUGAUGGCGCUUCAGCGGAGUACCUACCUACCUGCUGCGUUUCGUCGCAGGAUAUCCAACAACUCAUUGAAGAGCAUCAUCACCUGAGCAUUCGAAUAUGUGUACCAUCGGGAGAUGUAUGAAUUCGGCGUGUUCUACCGGAGAAAGAGCCUGUGGAACAUAGGACAGCAGAUGUCAGUACUAGACUUUAGUAUUUUCCUACUUACC